AUUGCGGUGGACAGCCCACAUGUCCAACAUGAUGCUGCGCCAUUUGGUUGCGCUGAUUGAGGGUGGAGUGCGGACUGAUAAGGGCUUUAAGGAGGCGCACCUAAACACAGUUGCAAGAAAAGUGACUGAGCAGUGCGGUGUAGAAGUCAGCGGGAGUCAGGUGUACAACCACCUUCGCAAAUGGAGAUCAAGGUGGGUGAAAAUAUGCAAGCUGCGGGACAUCAGCGGUGCCUUGUGGGAUGACAACACACACUCCAUCGUACUAGAGGACGAGCACUACAAAGGCCACAUCAAGGAUCACCCUGCUGAUGUUGACUACCUCAACGUUCCUCUCGAGAACUAUGAGCAGAUGGUUGCCAUCUUCUCUGUUGGACAGGCCACUGGGAGGUAUGCUAUGGGCUCCAAUGAGCCUUUGGGACCUCCUCCCGAUGAGGUGGAGAGCGAAGGCAAGGCGGACCCGAUUUCGACUGCCACCAAUGCGGGGAUUAUCUUUCCCGAGGUUAUUGCAGAGUCCGUGGAUGAUGACACCAACACCAACACCCCUCCCCCGCAUGCCUCUGAGGAGGUUGCUGUUGGAUCGGCGGGGGGGAAAGGGAAGGACUCCUCCAGUGGGGCUGGUUCAAAGAGGAAGAGGGCCAUGAUCACAGAAGAUGAGGCCAUCAUCUUCAACGGCAUGACCGAAGCUGUAAAGGAUAUGGCAGGUGCAAUCAAGGCAACCGUCCAUGCUGAGGCACAUCCCGAUGUGUACAAUGCGGUCAUGAACCUCCCUGGCUUCUCCGAGGAUGCAUUGCUGGCUGCUCUUGAUUGGCUCUAUGACCACAAGCCACAGAGCAUUGGUUUUGUGCAGAUGAGUGCUGAGCAUCGUCGUAAGUGGAUGAAUCGUUGGAUCGCCAAGCACUACUUCACUGACUAAUGUGCUUGUCAUCUAACACUAACCUUUUGCCUACUUAGUUGGUGGUUAAUGAACAUUCCUCCACCCUCGAGGCCAUAUCUAUUUAUGUAAGAUGAAACUGUGGACAUCUUCUAAUAGC
Phragmites australis (common reed) is the source of this 1031-nucleotide messenger RNA. RefSeq lists its product as uncharacterized. Bases 20 to 913 code for a protein of 297 amino acids. The transcript has 2 exons. The record is from RefSeq and is a predicted model, not a curated record. NCBI's taxonomy places the organism in Eukaryota, Viridiplantae, Streptophyta, Magnoliopsida, Poales, Poaceae.